Molecule: messenger RNA, 1641 nt
Organism: Geodia barretti
Lineage: Eukaryota; Metazoa; Porifera; Demospongiae; Tetractinellida; Geodiidae
Source: the annotation of a GenBank genome assembly
AUGGCAUCCCGGUCACUUAUUACUUUUUAUAAUUGUCAAAAUUUACGAGUGUGUGUCUCGCGUACGAGCGAACCAGCCCCACCCCCACCUCUCGCAAGCCAUAACAAACCUUUUGUGGGCCGCUUUCUAUGUAGUUCCGUGCUCACUUCCGCCGGCAGUAGUUGCUACCGUUCCUUUUCUACGCAGCUAGCCAAGGCUCGGUGUAUGGCCACAACAGUCGUGAUGGUCGUAUCGUCUCCGCACAGGCCCAAGUUGGCGCCCAAACCGUCACCCGCCAAGCAACUGGACGCUGUGAGUCCUCAACCGCCCCCUCUCCGGUCGCCACUCUCAAGACAAGAAUUUUUCGGGCCGAGAGAGACGCAGAAUGUUGUUCCAGCAAGCGAUGAUAACAAACGACCGGAUUCCGUGCACCACCACCGCUGUGUAAACCAAACCUCUACGUGCGCGGAAUGCAGAAAUGCUGAUCCGAGCCCCGUGAAUAUCGACUCCGUUAUUCUACGCCGUGGUAGGAGAACCAAGGCACCCAAGCCGCUUCCUUACUUGGAGCCCAUCGUUACCUACCUUGCGAGAAGCGACCGUCAGCCAGCGGUCAACGGACGGCCGGGCGUCGCCCAGCAGCGAAGACGUAAGAGGGUCACGUUCGCUGCACCGUCGUCGACCCGCUCUCUGAAGUCCCGCCAACGCAGAGUCGCAAGAACUCACAGCGAGAAACUUUCUCUCGGGCGGAGAAGGGAACUCGCGUACCUGGUCGUGGACCUGCAGAGUGGAUCAAUUGCUAGCUGUUCUGAUGAGCAGAGUGAGUCCACGACAAAGUCUCUGAGAGGAGGAGCCAGUCUUCAGAAAAGCGUCACAGUUUCAGAUCCUCACGCCAGAGAGAGAGCCAUGAGCACUGGAGCUGAUGGUAGUAGACCUGUACCUCUCCCCAGGAGGAUAAAAAAAGUGGCCUCCCCUGCUGAGAAAGAUUGCACAACUCCUGAACACCUGCCGAGCAAUGAAGAAGGAGAGAAGUCGGUAACAUCACCAAUUCCACCCCCGAGAUCUCCAGCGAGGAAACCCACCCCCGAGGGGGAGGUUGUGGAGGAGUCUCCCUUAUCACCGCAAACUCCUUCCACUCCCGACAGUUCCCGCAGCAGUCGCAGUGAGAGCAUUGUCUUCCAGAGGAGAAUGACGUUUGAGGGGAGGGAGACCAGUCCUCGACCACGCUCCCUGAGCACCACUACACAGAGUAACUCCAAACCCCCACCCCCACCCCCACUUCGAACUUCCAGUGUCCUCACGUACAGCGUCCCGCAGUCAAAGCCAGUAGUGUCGGAUUCGCAGCCGUCUCAUCCCUCCACUCCCCCCACUCUCCCUCCCAAAUCCCCACCCCACACCCCUCCUUUUGAUCCUGAUAGUGCACCACCACCACCACCACUUCCAGCCAAGAGCGAGCUCUCGCGACGUAUCCAGAGCUCCAUCAGACAGAGGAGAGAUCCGCCAACACCGCCCCAACCGUAUGAGACUCCAGAUCCACUGGAACUUACAGACAGGUUGGAAACAAGGGAAAACUAUAGUUACGGAUCUACUAUACUAUCAGAUGGAAGCAGCGGAGGUUAUGAGGUGUCUGAUCCUAAUGUCGAUUUGGAAAAAGGACAAUCCUGA